UGAUUUCGUUUGAAUCGAUCGACAAAUUGCUAUGAAUUUAACAAAUUUAUCCGAAGAAGAGUUUGAAUGCAUUUCACAUCAACUCAAGAGUCGAUUGUCUUGUAUUGGUUUAGAAGAAUAUCCAUUCAAAAUCCAAUGGUAUAAUGAAAUGGUUUCACCGAAAUUUCGACUUCCAUUCGAUGACAAUUGUAUGGCAUUUGCGAUCAUUAGUACUCCAGAUAUGUUUGAAUUGGCUUUCCUUCCAUUCUUGAGGACCCGUCUCUUUGAUCACAACUCAAACAAUGAUCCCAUCGAUGAGUGUAUGAAAUAUCACUUAAACUCCAUUAAAUCGGAUUUUAGUGGCAUUGAUGUGGAGGUGAUUCACGACUUUGAGCUCUUUAUGCCGAACCGGAGACCGAAAGUGUUGGUUCAGACGGCAGCCCACGUAAGCGGUGCCGCCUUUUACUACAAACCCGAUGUGAUUGAAGGCAUAUCGGCGUCGGACCGACUGUUAGGCGUUUGCAUUCACCCACGUUUUGGCGGUUGGUUUGCCAUCAGAGGGAUUGUCGUGUUUACGAGUCUUACCACUGAUUCACUUGAGAGAAGACAACCUAAAGAUGUGAUCCAAGCGUUGGAACUGAAGAAGAAGUUGUUGUAUAAGUUUAACAUCGAUUGGAAAGACUGGUCCUAUCGGGACAUUAUUCCUGUCGUUAAAAAGUAUAGCGAUUUGCAAAUCAAAUACUUUUCGCUCAAACCCUGCGAUCGCAAAGAAUACCUCAAUUAUUUAAUAAAUUUACAAAAUUAAUGUUUAGUUUUAAAUACC
Molecule: messenger RNA, 802 nt
Organism: Medioppia subpectinata
Lineage: Eukaryota; Metazoa; Arthropoda; Arachnida; Sarcoptiformes; Oppiidae
Source: the annotation of a GenBank genome assembly